CCUGUCUUCUCUUUCUGUGUCUCGACUUAUCUCUGUCUGUCCUUCCACUCCCUGUUUGUCUACCUACCCUUCUUUCUCUUUCUCUCUCUUUCUUCUCACUCACUCUAGCUGACUAUCCCUUCUGUCUGGCUGCAGUUCUCCCUUCCUCUCUCCCUCCCAUCUAUCUCUCUAUCUAUCUAUCUCUUCUCUAUCUCAACAUACACACACAAACACGCACACACACAUAUAUAUUUCUAUGUCUCUCUCCCUUUCUGUCUGCCUCACCGUUCUGCCACCCCUUCCCUCUCUGUCUGCGUGUGUCUCCCUUCCCGUCUCUGUCUACCUCUACCUCUCUCUCGUUUGUCGUCUACGAUCUUCAGUCAGUCCGACUGGCAAGUAGCAACAACAGCAGUAACUGCAACAAAAACAACAGUAGUCAUUAUACAAGAAAGACAUAGGCACACACACACACACGCUUAAACAGAUCGUCUGAGCAGCAACACUAAUACUAAACUAGUACGAGCACCAACUGAGCAACUACUACGACACCAACUUCAACACCGCUAACAAGAACAACAAACUAAAAGACUACUUCGUCAGUACGACUAAAGCAAGGCCACUAACAACACCAUUACCAACAGUAAUAUAGCUAGCGAAUACUAAACUCCACCCGAAAUCCGAACCCGGCACGCUGCUAACGAAGCUGUGGUUGUAAUUGGUAGACUGGAUUUAUAUUGAAUUUUUAACUCUAGCCGGUGGAUGGCAUUGCGUCCAUCCCACCGUGUGAGCCCUCACAUCCAAAGGGUCCUGAAACACUAUCAAAACAGUGCCAUCAGAAGUUUGUGCGGUCCAGAUGCUAUUGUAGGGUCAACUGACCCCUACGACACCAGCCUGGCUGCAGGCGACGACGGUGGGGGGCUGCUAACUACUACAUCACCCACCUUGGUCGAAUUGUAUACGGUGGGACAACACAAUCUCCACCACCAGGGCGAGAUCUCUCCCCCUUUGACGACGACGACUAGUAGUAGUGGUGGUAGUACUGCUGUUAUUUGUAGUAAUCCGAGUACUACCACUACCAACAACAGCAAUAACAACCACUACCACCACAACGAGAAAGACAGCAAUAGUAGUAGUAGCAGCAGCAAAAUCUACAACAGCAACAAGAACAACAACAGCAGCAGCGGCGGCGGCGUCGGCGGCGACAGAGGAGCUGGAAGUACCAGUGGGAGUACCAGCAGUAAUAGAAGCAGCCGUGCAAGUUCUCCUCUCUCCCCACCAGUGGCCGCCGGUGAGGCUGGAGUUGUGCCCGCGGCCACGUCUACCCCGGCUGUGGUUUUGUCUGGAACCAGACCUCCGUCCAGGCCUUCUGGCUUCGACGACGAAGAGGUCUUUGUAUAUCGAACCCAUCGGAGUAAGGCCAUGAGUAGCGUUGUCGCUACUGCUUCGUCGGCAAACGUCGUCAACUCCACCAGCAGUAGCAGUGCUAGUGGUAGUAGUAACAGCACCAAGCUACCUUCAGAAAAAGGUUUGGAAUUUGAUCCAUUCAGAUCUCCACCUCCUUAUCCCAUCCAACAGAUGCCUGUCUUUACACCUUACGAUUCUUAUGCUGAACGUUCGGAAACUAUUUUAGAAAAUGAAAGGAUUGCUUGCUUCAUUAUCGGUGGCGAAAAACGUCUAUGUUUACCCCAAAUCCUGAAUUCAGUCCUCAGACAUUUCAACUUGACUCAAAUCAACUCCGUCUGUGACGAACUUCAUAUCUUCUGUGCUCGAUGUAGCCCUGAACAACUGGAAACAUUCGUUGCAGCUGGGAUUUUACCAUGUAGGACGGCCAGUUGUGGACUCAUCACCAAAACAGAUGCCGAAAGACUAUGCCAUGCGCUUCUUUAUAAACGCACGGCCGCCAAACCAGUUGACCCCCCAUCACCCAGCAGCUUCAAGGUCUAUCACGAAUGUUUUGGCAAAUGCAAAGGAAUUAUCCAACCAGAUCGCUAUCAUACACCGGACGCUGAGUGCAUCUAUUGCACUGAAUGCCACGCACUUUUUAACCCACAACAAUUUGUUUGUCACUCACACACCCCAAUGGAGAACCGUAUAUGCCAUUGGGGGUUUGAUUCUGCGCAUUGGCGGAACUAUUUGAUGCUUGCCAAAGAUCAAGAAAAUCUAGAAAAAUGCCAAGACAUCAUUGAUCAGAUAAAGAACAAGUUUGAUGGAUGUAAGACAAAACGAAAACAGAGUUCUGAUGACUGGUUACAUAGCAAACGUGUGAAGAGCGAAGAGAGCCCAACCAGUCAAGUUUCACCAUGGUCCCCGCACCAUUCAGCACAACCAACAAUGGCUCCAGUGUCAGCGUACUCAGCGUGGCCCCAAAGUCUCAUCACUGCCCUGAAAGAUAACAAAUACUUACCCCAGCCCCCUAACAUCAUGCGUGAUAGUCUGUUGUAUUACAGCUUGCCUCGGUCGUUGCCCUCCUAUCUACAGACUGGGCCACCUGUUUUACUCCACCCGGAACGUGUGAUACCCCAUUCGGAAUCAGCAAGGUAUGAACGCCACUUCACACCAAACGUGUCUCUGGCACCGUUGCCACAACAACGAUUACCUGAUAGCAAAAUCAAAAGUGAGCUGAAAGAGUCUGAAAUGGAGCGGAAUGGUUUACAUCAGUUGGCAGAAGCUGCAGUGUCAAAGAUCUCAAAAGAACCAGUUGCGCUGACCAAAGAGAGUAAAAUUUAUCAAGAGACAUCAACGAAUUUGAGCAAAAGCAAAGAGAAGGCCUAUGAUUUCUCAUCUGAUUCCGAGGAGUCGAUUACUGAAUUUGAGGAAACGGGUGAUGAACCCUUAUCACCGAAACUAGAAGACACCUUUGAAAUAGAGCUGGACAUGGUGAAGCAAGCCCUUGAGGGUAAAGUUGGUGACUGCACAGAGUCGAAACGGAAGUUCCUUCACGAUUUUACAAACUUGCGAUCUCUGCAUCAACAGCGACUGCACCUGAUGGACCGAUCCCGACAACAGUUACGAGAUUUACUGACGAAGGUUCGGGCAACAGCGAAAACUAAAAUCCUCCGGUGUGUAGAGAGGAAGAAAAAACUGCGGAAACGAUUAGAAAACAUGCGGAUUGAGACAGAGUGCCGUCUGCACGAUGCUGAGGAAGGCAAGGAACGGCUCUUGAAGGAGAUUGAUAGUCUCAGUAAACAAAUCGAACCAAAGGAAUUGCAGCAAAAGUAUAUCCAAGCGAACAAGGAACUGCAGUUACAGGUGCAGCAUUAUCAAACGAUAUUUGAGACUAUGUCGCGUGAGAACGCCAUAUUGCAAGACGAACUUCGGAAACGAGGCAUCAGUUUCCCUCUGGUCAGCCACCCCUCUCCAUUGCAUCACUCCCCUUUGCCCCUAAUUCUGUCCAGCCCAUCAUCGAAGUCAUCUGCGUCACCCGAGAACCUGAGCCCCCAGAGCAGAGCUGCUGUCGCUGCUGCAGCCAGCACCCACGAACGCAUCAAAAUGCUAUACCAGAGUCGCAGCAAGCCUGCAUUACAAGAAGACUGAUACACUGUGCUUACGCAAGUCCAUAACACAAAGGUUUUCUUCCCUACACACUACAGAAUCUUCUUCCCUUUUUCUCUCUCUAUUUAUUUAUUUAUAUAUAUAUAUAUGUAUAUAUAUCUAUGUGUAUAUAUCUAUAUAUAUGUAUACAUGUAUAUAUAUAUAUCUGUAUGUGUGUAUAUACACGUGUGUGUCUAUGUAUAUAUAUAUAUAUAUAUAUAUAUAUAGACAUACACAUAAACACACAACCAUACAUUCACACAUAGUCAUACAUAAACACACAACCAUACAUACACACAUAGUCAUACAUAAGCACACAAGCAUACACAUCUUCCACCUGCCUGCUUCCUCCUCGUCUCUAACUUUCUGACAUUUUCUACACUUUAUCAUGCACUCAUAUCAAAUUUACACACGUACACACAUAUAUGCAUGCAUGGUCACACUUAUAUAUAUAUAUAUAUAUAUAUAUAUAUAUAUAUAUAUAUAUAUAUAUAUAUAUAUAUAUAUAUAAAUUGAUAUAAAACACGUGUGCAUAUAUCUAUUCACACACACAUACAAACAUAUACAUACACACAUAUACACAUGCUAUUUCUCUACUACCUCUGCACAUUUCCUCUGUUCAGCUCCUCUACUUUCUCCAUUUCUCCUCCUCCUCCUUCUUCUGCUGCUGCUGCUGCAAACAUUUUGUUUUGUUGUUGUUGUUGUUCUUCCAUCAAUUAUGAGAUUAUAGGGCGUCAGGGUGUAUAUAGAAAUAAAGCUAUGCACCCAGCUAGAGCGUGUUGAGUGUUUUCACAUAGCUUCUUUUGGAUGCAGACACACACACACACAUCCUUACACAUCUAUUCACAUGCAUAUAUGCAUACAUAUCGAUGCACUUAGUGCAUACAAUGCAUGCACACAGAUAAAACAUAGACAAAUAUCAUAGACACUUACAUACAACUACACAAUCAUACAGACACACAGAAUAUAUUUUCCUUUGCAAUGAAGUGUUGUAUGUGGCGGUGUUGGCAAAGAUGAUACUGGUAAUGGUGAUGAUAUCGAUGGCCAUGAGGAUGGUGAUGGUGAUGAUGAUGAUGGUAUACAACGUCCUCCUGAAUAAUUGCUGUAUAAUAAGAGGCACAAAAGCAGGUGUUUGGGUGGGUGUGGUAGGUAAAUGGUUAACAUUGUCACUGGUAGUAGAGUUCCAUGAUGGUGAUGAUGAUGAUGAUGACAAAUGUUGAGUGUGAAAUGGUGAUGAUUUAUUUUACAUUGUUUUUACAGUAUACAGAAGAAUGUUUCUUUCUUACUGUUACAAUUCAUUCAUUUCAAAUAUUAUUGUUGUUGUUGUUGUAGUAUUUAGUUCAUGUCCUGCUGAGGUUAACUUUGCUUUUCAUCCCAACAGUGUUGAUAAAGUUAGAGUACCUGUCAAAUACUGGGGUUCACUGUAAUCGACCGCCCUCUAUUCUCUUUAAAAAUUGCUGGCCUUGUGUCAAAAUUCUGCUUAUAGUAGAAAGGAUUAUUAUUAUUAUUAAGGUGGCGAGCCAGUAGAAUCAGUAGACUGCUAUUAGCCAUUUGAACUCGUAAACAUGAAUGCAACCUGUUGUGAUAAAGGCUGAAUAAAGCAAGUAGAGUUUAUGUCUGGGUAUAGCUGUAUUCUGGUUUGAACCUACAAUCCUGGGUCCAUCAUGUUAACCUUUUCACAAUUGCUUCUUCUUUUGGAAAGGUAGAAACAUCAUAACUAUUCAUUAUCCUGUGGCAAAGAAGACUCCCUAACCUUAAUAUCAAUUCUUCAGUUCCUUAGGUAUUAAAUUAUUAAAUAUAUAGGUCUUUCUCUUUACUGAUCCUUCAAUCCUGAAACAUUAAAGAAGCCACCCCCAUCUUUUCAUUUAAAACUUCAAGAAUAAAUAUCAAAGCAAAGCUAAUGAAAGGAGUAUCUACAUUUGUUGCUUGAUCUGCCUGCAAAUCCUCUGAAACUGUCUGACAAAAGAGGAUGGUCAUUGGUUAGACUGUCUUUUAUAGGUUAUUUGAGCAAGGCUGACCUUGGUUUAAACAGCAUCAACGCCAACACUGGUGUGUUUUAAAUGACAAUAUCAUUCUGUUAAAAAGGAAUUUUUUUUAACAUUCCCAUGUUGGAGUUUGAUGUGACAUUUCUGUCAAAGAAAUCAACAGCUGUCACAGAUUCUUUGUUUUUGCUCACCAAAUGUUUACUGAAGGUAAAAGUAUAAUGAUGUGUUGUUCAAGGAUUUUGGCUGUUCUUUUAAUGAAAACAUCUACAUAAGUGAAAUGAAGCUUUGUUUAAAUAGCAAAUGGUGUUGAGUAGUAAAUUUGUCAGCUUCCAUUAAAGCUAAUAUAAUUACUGUCACAUGGAAGCACAUGUAGUAUGAUCUUGCCAUGGUUGGCAUCAGAAUGCUUUCGUAUUAAAUGACUGAAAAUAUUGUACAAACAUGUGGCCAGUAUUUGCAUUAGCUCCUAAUAUUUGCAAUGAUGAUGAUGAUUAUAAUGAGGAUGUCUUUGAUUGAAAAAUUCCAGCAAUCUUUUCUGGCCUUCAUAAUCAUCUCAUUAAUUGCUUCAGGCAAAAAUCUUCAACAGAAUCUGUAUUAGAGAAUUCUUCAUUCUCUGAUUUAUUAGUAUUGACUGAUUUUAAUUUACCAAUAAUAAAACGCUAUCUUCAUUCAAUUAGCAAUGAAUGUAAACUCAAAGAUAGAUAACAAAAAUAUACAUGAAAUGAAUUGAAAAUUCAUCGAAUGAAUUUUAGUGGAUCAUACAAAACCAGCUUGAUGAAAAUCUAUUUGUAAUGAAACCUUCAGGAAACAUUUAGAUAUUUAAAUUUACCUUUGUUAAACAUCUCUCUUUUUUUUUCUCUCUCUCUCUCUUUCUGACACCCACGCACACACAGUGUUAUACUUUUACAAGGAGGAUAAUAAUGUCUUUUAAGUUGUGGCAUCCUGGCUUUCGUCAGGCUGUGAGACACAGUCCAACAAAAACUAGCUGGCCAAAACUUAGAAGUCACUAUCACCCCUCUUGUAAAAGCAUAAACUUGUACUUUGCAAAAAGUAUUGAGUAAUCCUUCAGUUUAAUGUUAAAUUGUUCUUAUAAUAACUUGACAUAAAAACAAAAUUUAUAAUGUACAUCUGUCCGUGUAUGACUGUAGUAUGUAUAAUAGCAUUUAUAACACAUACAAACACGUGUGCAUGUAUAUGUGUGAGUGAGUAGAUAUUUCAAAGUUGAAGGUUUCAAAUUUACAUCAUUACUGUUGAGACAUUUAAAGACUUGGAGUAGUAAACAUGUAAAACUUAAGAUGGUAAGGCCUUUCUUUGUAUGUAAAAGUAAAAUUUACAUGCACACCUCCUGCUCUGCUGUGUGUGUGCGUAUGUGUGUGAAUAUGCAUACUUAUAUACAGCUGGGAUGUACUUUACUGUUAAAACUUAUAAGACCACUAUUCAAUGAAGUACUUAAUACACAUUGAGAUGUAGAGUUUAGCUAUAUCCAUAUGAAUAUUUAUCCAACAACAGGGUGGAAUCAGUUAUAUAUAUAUAUAUAUAAGUGUAUGUAUAUAUGUGUGUGUGUGACAUUUGGUGUUUUCUUUAAAACCUUUGGUUGUCCUUUUGCUGUUAAAACUGGCACCUCAUAUUAGAAUUAUUGACAGUUCUAGUAAUUUCUUUAUAUCCUUUUUUUUUUCUCAAAUUUUUGAAAUAACUUUGUUCAGUUUGUUCUUUUAAGUUUUCCUCCUCCUCCUCUUAUUAUUUUUAGUAGUAUUCGUAGUUUUUGGUGCAUUAAACAAAAUGCUUCGGACUGUAUAUUUAUGUGCUACUCUUACAUCCAAGUUCAAAUCUUACCUAGGUCAACUUUGACUUUCAAUCUACCCAGGGGUUGAUAAAAUGAAUGCUAGUUAUGUACUAGAGUCAUUUAAAUCAACUGUUGUUAUUUAUUCAAAUUCAUUUGAAUUAGUCAUGCAUCAUCUUCUAACUUUGAGAUUUCAUUGAUGUGAUUGUUUAUUUUUAGAAUUAUAUUGUGAGAGGCCAGAUUUGACCAGUUUUAACAUAAAAGUGGUAGAAUAUUUUGGCUGGAUAUGGUCAGUUUAAAUGCUAAAAAAACAAUUGUUUGUUAUGGCUAAAGUUUGACUUCAGCUCUCUGAAAAUGAAUGAUUCGGGUAUGAAGUGGUGCUGGUGCAGCACUAUAUGCACAAGGAUCAUUGUUAUUCUUUUUUAGUUAGUGACUAGUCUUCAAAUGCUGUCACUUGCACUUGUAUACAGCUAUAGUAUAAUAAUGUGUUUAAAUAUCACCUGAACAUUGACCUUGUCUAUUCCAAAACAAUAAAUUCAGUUGUCCUUAAGGAGAAUUUCUUACAGGUUACCACAGUUUUUUUCUCUCUCUCUAGGUUUAGACAGUUUAAUCUAUGCACAAUAACUGCAGGGAAAAUAGCAAAAUAAUGAGACGGAAAUAUUGAGUUUCAAUUAGUUCAUUUAAAAAUGUCAAUAAUAACAAUAAUAAUAAUAAUGAUAAUAAUAAUUUCUUUGAUUGGCUGCCAAAUAUAACAACAGCAGCAACAACAAUAUUUAUAAUAAUCGUUUCUGAUUUAGGCACAAAGUCAACAAUCUUGGUAGAGAUAACUUGGGGUUAGCGAAUGCCAUUGACCCCAGUACUUUUUAAGAAUUCAUGACAGAUUUAUCUCCCUUAUGUAGUUUACUUGCCCAUUUGCUAUUCUAGAAGUGGUACAAAUGUAUAAUCAUUCAUAUGGAUGAACCAUCUUUAUGAUAUUUUGAUAAACUUGUGAGAAGAGGAGUUGCUUAAUGAAUUCUGUAAUUAAUUAAUUUACAUAUGCUACAAUUAAUUCUCACUUGAUAUCCUAAUUUAUAACAUUUUUUGAAAAGAACUAUAUCUUUAUGUAUACAUACACACAUGUAUACAUUGAUUAGAGGAAGUCACUUUCAUUAAGUUAGUUAUCAACAGGUAAUUAAUUAUUGUCAUGGGAGAUAAACUAUAUAUAUAUAUAUUUCUGACAUGGAAACUAGAUUUGAUGUUCUUGAUAACUUACUAGAGGAUAUUUUAAAGCAAAAUGGAGUGGGAAUUAUAACUUGCUAGCAGUGCUUGACAGAAAGAUAAAAAUAUAAAGAAAAAAAAAAGGGAAUAUAUAUAGAAAAUUCCUACAUAAUUACUCUUUAGCAUUUAAACCAACCAUAUCCAGCCCAAAUAUUCUACCUGCUUUCUUUUGAAACUGGCCCGAUCCAGCUUCCCACAUCUACCCUACAAUGCCAUUCUAAAGUAAACAAUCACAAAUUAAAAUCUGAGUUUGAGAUAUUGCAGGAUUAACACAAAACAUGAAUACAUUUAACAGAGUAAUCUGAAUGAAAUAUACAAAUUAAAAGGGCAUCAGGAGUCAAGUGGUUAAAAACACAACAACAACAACUAUAAAAUAGAUUUAAUACUUAUAUAUAGAUACAAACCCAAGAUUUUGAUAAAAUGUGUUUAGCUUUUAUUGAGUUUAUCUUAGAAUGUUAUUGGUGCCCAAUUCAUUGAGUCCAAUGGAAUGGAAGUUGAUUGUUGGGAGAGGAGGUGUAGAUACAUAUUUAAGAUUAUUUUGCUGUACCAACCAAUUACAUCUAAAACACUGAAGAGUCAACAACAUCAUUAUUGAUUUUAAAGCAGUGAUCUGGCCGAAUCAUUAGCAUGCUGGGCAAAAUGCUUAGUAGCAUUUCAUCCAUCUUUACGUUCUGAGUUCAAAUUCCACUGAGGUUGACUUUGUCUGUUAUCAUUUCGGGGUUGAUAAAGUAAGUACCCGUUGAACACUAGAGUCGAUGUAAUUGACUUAACUCCUUCCUUGAAAUUGCUGGCCUUGUGCCAAAAUUGGAAAAACCAAUGUUAUUGAUUUUAAUGUGAGCAAAGCUAAUAAAUGUUUUUUUUUUUGUUAUAUGCAACAAAACAGGUACAAGUGAUACACUAAACUUCCAUUUUUUUUUGUAAGCAUCAUUAUAUCAUCAUCAUCAUCAUCAUCAUAAGUCAUCACUCCAUUGCCAUCAUCAUCAUCGUCAUUAUUGUUACACCCUUAUUAGCAUUGUCAUAACAAUAGCUGUCAGAUAUAGCAUGGGGGUUAGUAACUUAUUGACUUAUGUUUCUAAUAUAUUUAGAAAUGGAAAAAUAUUAAAAUAACACGAACCAUUCUUAAAUCUUGAUUCCUCAUCCUUUAGGAAGGAUGAGAAGUACUGAUAAGUCUCUCACACGUGUGAGUGUGAAUGAUAUAGAAUAUAUGAUGCACACAUUCUCGCAUAGAUACAAGCAAUGCAUAAGUGUGUAUAGCUGUACCUAUCUAUCUAUCUAUCUAUCUAUAAGUGAUGUAUGAACAGGAAGGAAUAAACCUAUGUUAAUUAAGAGAGGUCACUUAAUAACAGAUCAUUAAGCUUUAAUAUGUUAUUACAUUGGAAUAAAUCCAAGUAGGACUCACUCAUGUAUAUACAUAACUGGCUAAAACAAUUUUUAAGAGCAGCAUAUUUAACAUAGAAGUAGAAAAGCAUAAAUUCUGCUCAACAGCUGUUUCAUUAUGAUAAACACAACCAAACGUCUAAUUACAUAAUCAUGAUUCAUAUAUUAAAUUUUGAAGUCUGUGUUUACCCAAAUCACCAGGAAUGUUGUGUUCAAACCCAUUACUCAGUGACACUAUAACUGCAAUGGUUUACUUAUUAGUGUAACUUAACAUUUCUGAUGGUUUGGGUAAGCCCAGUUUUUAAAAUUUAAUUUAACUUAAUUAUGUAUUGCAAUGAUGUCUAUUUAUUGGUGUUUAUCUUAAACUGCUCUUGAACACAAAGUUGGAAUUAUACACAAAAUUUAUGCUACAUAUAUAUUUAUAUGUCACAGACAGAUUCAUAUUAAAACAUAUAUACUAACAAACAAGGACAGAUGUAUGUGUGUGUGUGUGUAUAUAUAUAUAUGCAUAUAUGGAAGACAAAAAAUAAAACUAACACAAUCACUGAUAUAUGUUACAAAUAUACACCCCUGAUGUACCCUUCUGUACUGUUAAGUGACUUGGAUUGACCUGCUUUCCCUCCCCAACUACACCUUGUGUGCUGUUAUGUACCAUUGAAACACCCUGAUCCAGAGUACACUGCUUACAUGCUCUCCCUAAUAUUUCAUCAAACUACUGAUGAGAGUAAAAGAACCUGAUGCAAGAAGGAGGUUGUUUGUAUUGUUGUUGUUCUUGUUUGUUCCUCUCCUCCUUUUCCUCCACCAUCACCAACCUCCUCCUCCCUGUUGAAUUUUCAUGUUUAUUUUUUAUUUAUUUUUUAGUUAUUGUAAAUAAAUCCUUUCCAAUCUCUUUAA
Molecule: messenger RNA, 10800 nt
Organism: Octopus bimaculoides (California two-spot octopus)
Lineage: Eukaryota; Metazoa; Mollusca; Cephalopoda; Octopoda; Octopodidae
Biological process (GO): negative regulation of BMP signaling pathway
Cellular component (GO): nucleus; transcription regulator complex; cytoplasm
Molecular function (GO): DNA-binding transcription factor activity, RNA polymerase II-specific; SMAD binding; RNA polymerase II cis-regulatory region sequence-specific DNA binding
Source: RefSeq, a predicted model, not a curated record